GAAACAUGCUGUUGAAACUGUUGCUGCCCACGGUGGUGAUGUUCGGCUCAUUCCCAAUCGGUCAGUCCGCCACGCCGCCGCAGCCGCCACCGGUCCUGUCGGAAGGGCCGGGCCCAGUUUGCUCCGUUGACGUUGUUUUCGUUGUGGACGAAUCCUCGAGCAUAUCGAGCUCCUGGUUCGGCCGCGCCAAACAAUUCAUCGCCGACUUUUUCACCUGCUUCACUCACCUUCACGAUAUCCAGAUUGGAGUCAUUCCGUACAACUGUGUCCCGAGGACAUACCUUCCGUUGAGCACACCCACCGGUAACUUUAUGCACUACUUGAUGCAGAAGGGGGGUCUGAGCAAGACCGGGGUGGCUAUCCGCUACAUGACGGACACGUCCACUUUCCGUGCCGGGGUCCCUCGGGCGGCCGUGGUCAUGACGGACGGAUUCUCUACGGACAACUUUGCGGCGGCAGUUGCGGCAGCCGUGGCUGACGAUAUCGAGCUGUACGCGGUGAGUCUCCAAGAUCCGGGUCAGGUAGACACCGCUGCGCUUGGGGCCAUCGCCGGGAGCCCCGACCGCGUGUUUAACACAGACAUCCCCUGCAAAGUCGCCUUCCGUAUCCUGGCGGACCUCUGCAAGUCAUCGGGUGUACCAGGCUGUCUCGGUGAGAAUGACGCCAUUGUGCCCUUAGGGUACUCCUACGAGAUACCGGGACAUGGGAUAUGCGGAAAGUGCGUCUGUGGAGACAAUGGAGAAAUGCUCUGCACGGCUGUGGGCUGUCCACUGCAGUUUCCGGAAUGCCAGAACCCGGUGGACGUCGCUACCUGGUGCUGCCCUGCCUGCGCUGACGAUGUUUUUAAUUAUUAUAACGUUCCGGAGGGCUGUCUGUACAAUGGAGAGAUCAUUCCUUUGGGGGAUGAGUACAAGCCAGAUGACUGCACGACCUGCACCUGUCCUGCGGCCGGAGCGGAACCCGUGUGCGUAGCGCAGGCCUGCAGACCUCUGGACUGCCCCUGCCCCGUGCACAUCGUGGGGCAGUGCUGCCCGGUCUGUCCAGGCUGUUGGGAGGGCGAUGUCCUCAUCCCCGUGGGAGCUACCUAUCAGCCAAAUCCCUGCACGUUUUGUUCCUGCCCUUACGCCGGGGCCACGCCGAGUUGUGCCGUCAUGGACUGCGCAGCUCCUCCAUGUGAGAACUACGUGGUGCCCCCGGGAGAAUGCUGCCCAGUCUGCCCGACGCCGAUCGGCUGUCAACAUGAGUACGGCCUCAUCCUGCCGGACAACUCCUUCUGGCCGGAUCCCUGCACUUGGUGCACCUGUCAGGAGCCCGGGACGGAGCCGGUGUGCUACCCGACACCCGGCUGUCCACCUCCGCCCUGUGACGACGAACAUUACUUCCGCCUCCCAACACAGUGCUGCCCAAUGUGCGACACCGACGCUCCGGACGGCUGUUUGUUUGAUCCGAAUGACAAUUUCCUCAUCCCCCUGGGAUACGACUACGCGAUACCGUCGGAUCCAUGCAUGGUCUGUACCUGUCCUUUUGCCGGAGGAGCGGUUGCCUGUUCGCUCAUCGCGUGCCCUCCCCCGGGCUGUCCCAACCCCGUACACAUCGCGGGGGUGUGCUGCCCCCUCUGCACCAUAUAGGAUCACCUAAGCCUCAGCCAGAGGUCAAUGAAUGAUCACUUGGGAACAAGGCGGUUCGUUAGGAACGACAGCCGUAGACUGUCAGAAAUUCC
Molecule: messenger RNA, 1720 nt
Organism: Branchiostoma belcheri (Belcher's lancelet)
Lineage: Eukaryota; Metazoa; Chordata; Leptocardii; Amphioxiformes; Branchiostomatidae
Product: kielin/chordin-like protein
Exons: 14
Coding region: 6-1628 (540 amino acids)
Molecular function (GO): protein binding
Source: RefSeq, a predicted model, not a curated record